CCAUCAACCACAAACCACAACAAACCCCCCCCCUUCGACCACCAUCCACCACCCUUCCCCAUAUUCCACCAUCUCCCCUUCGCGCUCCCCAUCUUUCUUUUCUCUCGCCUGUACAGUACGCCGCUGCUCUACAGGCUCUCCUUUUGCUGCUUCGAUUCACAACGUACAUUUUCAGUAAUCUUUAGUUUGCUUUUUCGCCGUCUCCCACCACCAUGGAAGAAGAAGUUGCUGCUCUCGUUAUCGACAAUGGCUCUGGUAUGUGCAAGGCCGGUUUCGCCGGUGACGAUGCUCCGCGAGCUGUUUUCCCAUCCAUCGUCGGCCGUCCUCGCCAUCAUGGUAUCAUGAUUGGUAUGGGCCAGAAGGAUUCCUAUGUUGGUGAUGAGGCACAAUCAAAGCGUGGUAUCUUAACCCUCAGAUACCCAAUCGAGCACGGUGUCGUCACGAACUGGGAUGACAUGGAGAAGAUCUGGCAUCACACCUUCUACAACGAACUGCGUGUCGCCCCCGAGGAGCACCCAGUCCUCUUGACCGAGGCUCCGAUCAACCCCAAGUCCAACCGUGAGAAGAUGACACAGAUCGUGUUCGAAACCUUCAACGCCCCCGCUUUCUAUGUCUCCAUUCAAGCCGUUCUCUCUCUCUAUGCCUCCGGUCGUACCACCGGUAUCGUGCUUGACUCCGGCGACGGUGUCACCCACGUUGUCCCCAUCUAUGAGGGUUUCGCUCUUCCACACGCCAUCUCCCGUAUCGACAUGGCUGGCCGUGAUCUUACCGACUACCUCAUGAAGAUCUUGGCAGAGCGUGGAUACAGCUUCUCCACCACUGCCGAGCGUGAAAUCGUCCGUGACAUCAAGGAGAAGCUCUGCUAUGUCGCUUUGGACUUCCAGCAAGAGAUCCAGACCGCUUCCCAGAGCUCCAGCUUGGAGAGAUCCUAUGAGCUUCCUGACGGUCAAGUCAUCACUAUUGGCAACGAGCGAUUCCGUGCCCCCGAGGCCCUGUUCCAGCCAAGCGUCUUGGGUCUCGAAAGCGGUGGUAUCCACGCCACCACCUACAACGCCAUCAUGAAGUGCGAUGUCGACGUCCGAAGGGAUCUCUACGGAAACAUCGUCAUGUCUGGCGGCACAACCAUGUACCCCGGUAUUGCCGAUCGUAUGCAGAAGGAAAUCACUGCUCUUGCUCCUUCGUCGAUGAAGGUUAAGAUCAUCGCUCCUCCAGAGCGCAAAUACUCCGUCUGGAUCGGUGGUUCCAUCCUGGCCUCGCUCUCCACCUUCCAGCAAAUGUGGAUCUCCAAGCAAGAAUACGAUGAGUCUGGUCCUUCCAUUGUCCACCGCAAGUGCUUCUAAGGUGUUGUGCGAAUUCGGGAGUAAAAGGUUUUAGGAGAAUCACCAGCCAAUAUCUUUUCGUGACAAGAGGCCUGUGGCAACUCUUAGUCAAAUUUGGGUUGAUUAGGUAGAGGCGCCAUUACUCCAUUCUCGAGCCCAUUAUUUGUUUCCUCACACACUCCACGGUAUCGAGUUUAGCUAGCCGUUGUUAUCCAACAGCUUUAUCUUAAAGUCUUUAUUCCCUUGCAAAAAAUAUUUCCUCUUAGCUUCUUUGUGUAUUUCAAGCUGGUCAAAAAUGGAAGUUUCCAAAUGG
Messenger RNA from Coccidioides posadasii C735 delta SOWgp, 1632 nucleotides. It is a transcript of the gene ACT1, whose product is annotated as actin. The record is from RefSeq and is a predicted model, not a curated record. Lineage: Eukaryota; Fungi; Ascomycota; Eurotiomycetes; Onygenales; Onygenaceae.